Molecule: messenger RNA, 945 nt
Organism: Lactuca saligna
Lineage: Eukaryota; Viridiplantae; Streptophyta; Magnoliopsida; Asterales; Asteraceae
Source: the annotation of a GenBank genome assembly
AUGUCCACUUCAAGGGUAAACCUAGAAAAAUAUCGAAUUCCACUAGCGGAGAUCAUUCAGGCCACAAAACACUUCAGUUCAGAAACUCUGGUCGGAGAUGGUGGAUUUAGUAUGGUCUACAGAGGACAACUCUCUAACCACUGGGAAAACCAGCAAUAUGCUACUAACAGAAGCCUUGAUUAUCACCUCAAUGACCCAGACAAGAGGAGUCGCCUAACAUGGGAACAACGCCUGAAGAUAUGCUUGGGGACAGCAAGAGGAGUCAAUUACCUUCAUUCUGGUCUUGGGAAGCACUGCAGAGUAAUUCAUACAGAUUUUAAAAGCGCAAAUGUUUUGUUAGAUGAAAAUAUGGAAGCCAAAAUAUGUGAUUUUGGUUUGUCAAGAUUUUGUCCAAGAAAUCAGCAGGAUACCCUUGUUCGUACAAGGCCUUGUGGUACAAGGUGUUACAUUGAUCCUGUUUACAACGAAAGAGGCAGGCUCUCUAAAGAGUGCGACAUAUACUCAUUUGGAGUGGUAAUGUUUGAAGUGUCGAGUGGGAUGAUGGCUUAUAAGCUAAGGCCCUUAAAAGAUACGAAUGAACUGUUUCUAAUCGACAUAGUCCGAAGCUACUAUGACGAUCAUGGACUCGUUGACGGACUUGACAGGUUAAAAGAUCCCACUAUCAAAGAUCAGAUUGAUAUGAGAUCUUUUCAUAAAUUUAACGAAAUUGCACAUGAGUGCAUUAACAUGGACAGAAAGAAACGCCCCACCAUGGAUAAGAUCAUCAAGGCGAUUGAGGAAGCGUUGGAUUUCCAAGAGCGACUUCUGCCACAGGAUUACCAAGAAAUCAUUGCGAGGGCAGUUCCACCACUGGAUUUUGGCUCUAAAAAGCAGCUUUACUUCUGCUUAUCGGACUCACAUACUUUCCUCAAUGAUGGCUACUUGGUAAAUCGACCAUCUUUGUGA